AACAACCCGCAUCGCCACCCAAUGCGGUCCACACGCCGCUCUCUGUGCUCUUUCGGCUGCCGAGAGAGUUUCGUUGAGUUGCGCCAACGGGAAAAGAGACUGCCGCUCUCCGCUUUCCGCUCUUGCGUCCAACUACUUUCUCUUCGCAACUCCCCUUUGAGUGCCGCCACCAUGAGUGUGUUUGUGGAUGACAUUGUGGCGCACGUUGGGGCAGCUCCAAUUGGCAGCCUAGUAGUCGUUGCGAAACUUCUGCUGAAGAAACGUGCCACACAAUUGGCGGCGUUUGGACUAUCGUUAUCGGUCAUCAGCAAUCGGUUGUCGGUAUUGUUAAUCGACUAUCGUCUGCCGUUAAUCGCGAGUGUUUAGCGCGACCGUUGAAGCGGGCGAGUUGGGGCCGCCGACUUGUGUUGGCCCACGUGCAACAGCAUCAUCCCCAUGAUUUUUGGGGAUUCCGAAAGUCCAGAGCUCGGACAUUAAAAUGCGCCAACAUUAAGAUCGCCAACGUGUGAACCUGAAAAUCGCAAGAGGAAACGAAAAACCAACGAAACAACAAAAUGCCUGCAAUAAAAUUACACGACCCAAAUUCAAUUCAUUCCCGACGAGGCCCCCAGAAGCAUAUCCACCACGAAUGCCCCCUAACAAUUGGAGCCUGCGAGCGGGGCUCCUGCCACUCGGCAACAAAUUAUUUUAAAAGUUAUUGCCGCAUUAGGCGUCAUGGUGUUAAUAACAGUAAAACUUUAUGCGUGCUGACACUGAUUUCGAUUUUAUUGGCCCACCGAUUUGGCGUGGCAAAAGCCGUCGGAGAGCCGGCGGCAGCUGUCGAAGGAUCAAUUGGAGGCCCCUUUGGGGGCGUGGCGGAAUCGCAAAUCGGAACGUGCAGGACGGCCUUGGGCAUGGAGUCUGGCGCCAUUGGAGACUCCCAAAUAACGGCUAGCUCGGCUCAUGACUUGGGAAAUGUGGGGCCCCAACACGCCAGGUAAGCUGAAACUUGCCCACAUCUAUGUGAUUUUUAAAGCUGCUCCCCCCAAUCGACUUGGCAAACAUAUUCGGCUUUAAGUAGGGGCCAAGUAACAGAAAUCAUUGCCACACGUGUCCCUGAUGUUGUCUGGGAAUGAUAAACAGCAAUCAUCCAUUUCAUUAUGACUUAUAAUACGGGGAAUGUGCU
Molecule: messenger RNA, 1165 nt
Organism: Drosophila ficusphila
Lineage: Eukaryota; Metazoa; Arthropoda; Insecta; Diptera; Drosophilidae
Exons: 3
Coding region: 555-980 (141 amino acids)
Source: RefSeq, a predicted model, not a curated record